Molecule: messenger RNA, 1128 nt
Organism: Saccharomyces kudriavzevii IFO 1802
Lineage: Eukaryota; Fungi; Ascomycota; Saccharomycetes; Saccharomycetales; Saccharomycetaceae
Gene: FDH1
Product: formate dehydrogenase (NAD+)
Exons: 1
Coding region: 1-1128 (375 amino acids)
Cellular component (GO): cytosol
Molecular function (GO): oxidoreductase activity, acting on the CH-OH group of donors, NAD or NADP as acceptor; NAD binding; formate dehydrogenase (NAD+) activity
Source: RefSeq, a predicted model, not a curated record
AUGACAAAGGGAAAGAUUUUGCUAGUCCUUUACGAAGGCGGUAAGCAUGCUGAAGAGCAAGAAAAACUAUUGGGGUGUAUUGAAAACGAGCUUGGCAUCAGAAAUUUCAUUGAAGAGCAGGGAUAUGAAUUAAUCACUACCACUGACAAGGAUCCUGAGCCACACUCAACGGUGGACAGAGAACUGAAAGAUGCCGAAAUCGUCAUUACUACGCCCUUCUUCCCGGCCUACAUCUCGAGAACCAGGAUUGCCGAAGCACCUAACUUGAAGCUUUGUAUCACCGCUGGUGUCGGAUCCGAUCAUGUCGAUUUAGAAGCCGCCAAUGAAAGAAAAAUCACGGUGACCGAAGUCACUGGCUCCAAUGUUGUCUCUGUCGCAGAGCACGUUAUGACCACGAUCUUGGUUUUGAUAAGAAACUACAAUGGAGGCCACCAUCAGGCAAUUAAUGGCGAGUGGGACAUCGCCGGCGUAGCCAAGAACGAAUAUGACCUAGAAGACAAAGUUAUCUCAACUGUGGGUGCCGGUAGAAUUGGAUACAGGGUUCUCGAAAGAUUGGUCGCAUUCAAUCCUAAGAAGCUGCUUUAUUAUGACUAUCAAGAACUACCUGCCGAAGCGAUCAACCGAUUGAACGAGGCUGGUAGGCUUUUCAACGGUAGAGGCGACAUUGUCCAAAGAGUGGAAAAAUUAGAGGAUAUGGUUGCCCAGUCGGACGUUGUCACCAUCAACUGCCCAUUGCAUGGGGAUUCCAGGGGUUUGUUCAACAAAGAGCUCAUUUCCCACAUGAAGGACGGUGCAUAUCUGGUGAACACCGCCAGAGGUGCCAUUUGCAUCGCCGAAGAUGUUGCUGAGGCCGUAAAGUCUGGCAAAUUGGCGGGCUACGGUGGUGAUGUCUGGGACAAACAACCAGCGCCUAAGGAUCAUCCCUGGAGAACCAUGGACAACAAGGACCACGUAGGAAAUGCAAUGACGGUUCACAUUAGUGGUACGUCCUUGGACGCUCAAAAGAGAUACGCUCAGGGUGUAAAGAACAUCUUGAACAGUUACUUCUCCAAAAAAUUUGACUACCGUCCACAGGACGUAAUUGUUCAGAACGGUACCUACGCCACAAGAGCCUAUGGACAGAAAUAA